AUGUACAAUGAGAAUCUCACACCCGAAACACCAAAAGAGUUACAAUCGAUGACAUGUCCAAAUCCUCAUGAGACUCUUCCUAUUGAAAUCAAGUCUUCAGGAAUUGAUCUACCUAUUGCUCUCAGAAAACCACCUCGAUCAUGCACUCUCCACCCUAUCUUUAAAUUUUUAUCCUAUAAUACUCUGUCUAUGGGGUUUCACACCUUUUCUUCUAAUCUUGAUAAUACAGAAAUGUCGAAGAACAUUCAAGAAGCCAUGACUAUUCUCAAAUGGAAGGACGAUGUUUUAGAAGAAAUGCAAGCACGGGAGAAAAAUAACACAUGGGAUGUGGUAGAGUUAUCAAGGGGAAAAAGACUUGUUGGCUGCAAAUGGGUUUUUAGUGUGAAGUACAAGGCUGAUGGAACAGUAGAACGUUUCAAAGCUCGUCUCAUUGCAAAAGGGGCAAAUGUUUCUGUAUAG
Molecule: messenger RNA, 459 nt
Organism: Fraxinus pennsylvanica
Lineage: Eukaryota; Viridiplantae; Streptophyta; Magnoliopsida; Lamiales; Oleaceae
Source: the annotation of a GenBank genome assembly